This is a messenger RNA of Solea solea (common sole), 2851 nucleotides long. RefSeq names its product methionine adenosyltransferase 2Ab (gene mat2ab). Gene Ontology annotation, cellular component: cytosol; methionine adenosyltransferase complex. The coding region runs from base 142 to 1332 and encodes 396 amino acids. NCBI's taxonomy places the organism in Eukaryota, Metazoa, Chordata, Actinopteri, Pleuronectiformes, Soleidae. The transcript is spliced from 9 exons. Gene Ontology annotation, molecular function: methionine adenosyltransferase activity; ATP binding. Gene Ontology annotation, biological process: S-adenosylmethionine biosynthetic process. The record is from RefSeq and is a predicted model, not a curated record.
GCCAUGAGGCUAAACCCGCAGUAAGGCUGACUUUAGCGGCUGGGAACGAAGGCAACGCACGGAGUAAUUUAUAUAAAGCGAAAUUCGAUAUCAGCGUCGUAAUACUUGUCUUUAAUUCCGCACCAGCAGCCGCCGUUAACGAUGAUGAACGGACAGAUGAACGGUUUUCAUAACUCCCUCAUUGACGAGGACUGCUUCUUGUUCACCUCUGAGUCGGUGGGAGAAGGACACCCCGAUAAGAUCUGUGAUCAGAUCAGCGAUGCUGUUCUUGAUGCUCACCUGAAGCAGGAUCCUGAUGCCAAAAUUGCAUGCGAAACUGUUGCCAAGACUGGGAUGAUCCUCUUGGCAGGAGAAGUGACAUCACGUGCCACAGUGGAUUAUCAGAAAGUAGUCCGUGACACCAUCCGCCAAAUUGGAUAUGAUGACUCCUCCAAAGGCUUCGACUAUAAAACCUGCAAUGUUCUUGUUGCUUUGGAGCAACAGUCUCCUGACAUCGCCCAGGGUGUUCACAUUGACCGCAAUGAGGAAGACAUUGGUGCUGGGGACCAGGGCUUGAUGUUUGGAUAUGCCACAGACGAGUCAGAGGAGUGUAUGCCUCUGACCAUUGUCCUUGCCCACAAGCUGAAUGCGAAGUUGGCUGAAUUGCGCCGUAACGGCACUCUACCAUGGCUCCGACCAGACUCCAAGACACAGGUGACUAUUCAAUACCGCCAGGACCGUGGUGCCAUGCUCCCAGUACGUGUGCACACAAUCGUCAUCUCUGUCCAGCACGACGAGGACAUUUGCCUGGAGGAGAUGAGAGAUGCUCUGAAGGAGAAAGUCAUUAAGGCUGUUGUUCCGUGCAUCUAUUUGGAUGACGACACCAUCUACCACCUGCAGCCCAGUGGACGGUUUGUCAUCGGUGGCCCACAGGGAGAUGCUGGCCUCACUGGACGUAAAAUCAUUGUUGACACUUACGGGGGCUGGGGAGCCCAUGGUGGUGGAGCAUUCUCUGGGAAAGAUUACACAAAGGUGGACCGCUCUGCUGCCUAUGCUGCUCGCUGGGUGGCUAAGUCUCUGGUAAAGGCUGAGCUUUGCAGACGAGUUUUAGUCCAGGUGUCCUAUGCCAUUGGAGUUGCCCAUCCCCUGUCCAUUUCCAUCUUUCACUAUGGGACAUCCCACAAGAGUGAGAGGGAGCUGCUUGAUAUUGUGAAGAAAAACUUUGAUCUCCGCCCUGGAGUGAUCGUCAGGGAGCUGGACCUGAAGAAGCCCAUUUAUCAGAGGACAGCAGCCUAUGGCCACUUUGGCCGUGACUCCUUCCCAUGGGAGGUGCCCAAAAAGCUUGAAUUCUAAACUUGUUAAGCUUUUCCCCCUCAGGCUUGUUGGCGUAUACUACAGAGAAGCCUCAAGUUCCAGGGGGUGAAAUGCGUUUAUCUCUCAUGACACAUAACUUCUCCUUCACUCCAUUUUCCCUCUUGUCUUGUUACUGUUUUCUGGUAUCAUACUGGGUCAUAGAUAUUUGAUGUUUCAUGAAUUGGAUGGGUUCAAUGAACCAUGCACCAUAGUACUUGAUGUUCUCUCUUGUCUUUAGGUGUCCCUGCUUCUUGUGGUAGACCUGAGUGGCUGUUUUCAAUUGCUUAUUGUGGCAUUCCACACUCCAAAUCAUUAUUGUUGCGAUUGCAUAUUAGGGCAAAUUUAAUAUCCCUCUUAAUUUACUGGUGCUACUGAUAUAAGGAGUCAAUUUUUAAAUGUAACAUUCCUCCUUUGUCAGUCUGGUACAGCAAUUCCUUGACCCAGUGUUCUCUUUUUAUGAUGGCUUUAUUCCCUCGUUGUUGUGGAGGAUGCUAGAAUGGCACAAUCUUUACGGGUUGUUUGUCACUAAAAAUGCUAUGCAUUGCAGGCUUAGGGGUGUUCCAUGUUGUAAUUAUACAAGCUCAAAAAUGAGCCUUAACCCCCAAAUGCUUCUACAGGCCUUGGCUGUUUUCUGACGUAAUACAGAAAAGUCAGAAGCUGCUAUGUCACUGCUCUGGUCUGCAGAGGUAUUGAUUAUACUUGAUGGAAAAUUGGAUUGAUAUAUGCAUUGAAAUUCAAUUUUUUUUUUUAAAAGCCCUUUUUUUAAAAAAAUGUUUUAUGGUUUUGAGGUGCUAAAAGCCCACUACCCCACAAGUGUAUUGAUGGCAGGUGUAGCUACAGAGAAACCUGGAAUACCAUCUUUAUCCUUUUAAUGGGGUGUGUUCUUUACCACAUCGUAUUGACUAGGAAUCCAGAGUCAACACUAUUUAUUUGUUCUCUUAAACUCAGCGUGGAUACAGAGAAGCUGAGGUUUAAGGAGGCAGCUUUAAACGCAUUGAAUCUUGAAUUCCUUCUGACUUGAUCAUUUUUUCAGUGUUUUGCUUGAGGCCCCAGAGUGUUCUACAGAAAAGCUUUGGUCUGCCUCGAGAGGAAAACGUGUCACUGGCAACCAUUAAAGACUGUUUGUUUUACAGCCAUUUUUAUUUUUUUUACUACAGAUUUGAGGUUUGUUUUUAAGUCCCCUUAAUGUCUAGUGCAGUUUGUUUUGGUUCUUGUCUAUCCUCAAUAGGUUGGCCAACAUUUGGUUGGUGUAGUACAGAGAAACCAGCCUUGUUUACACAGCCAUCCUAGUGUGUGGGAUAGACUUUUUUUUUUUUUUUUUUUGUUCCCUUAACCACUUAAGGGUAUCCUGUUGGCGACAGUAAGUUAAGAGUGCCUUUUCUAUUUUCCUCUACUCCCUAUCUGCUUCUCUUCGACAUGCUUUCAACUUCCAGAGGAACAACUAGCUCAUUUCUGUUAUAAAUCAUGUCUGCUGGGUAGUUUCUUUAUGCUCUGUAAUAAACAACUACUCCAUUUGAAA